This is a messenger RNA of Daucus carota subsp. sativus, 2271 nucleotides long. RefSeq names its product rhamnogalacturonan I rhamnosyltransferase 1. Gene Ontology annotation, cellular component: cytoplasm. The transcript is spliced from 9 exons. The record is from RefSeq and is a predicted model, not a curated record. NCBI's taxonomy places the organism in Eukaryota, Viridiplantae, Streptophyta, Magnoliopsida, Apiales, Apiaceae. Bases 361 to 1899 code for a protein of 512 amino acids.
AUAGCCACUGUAAAAUACGCACCACCUCUCUAUCUAUAUAUAACUAUACAAAUGUUGUGUGUAUAUGUGUGACACCGACGCCGUAACUAACGGUAAAAGAUUAACCUUAACUAUUCUGCUUCCUUAACAAUCAAGCCCACCCUCACUCUCUCUUUAAUGCCCAUCUUUGUGUCUUUUGCACUUGUGCUACCACUUUUUUCCGGCGAAUUUGGCCGGAAUCUGAUCGGAUAAGUGAAUAAAACUGCAAAUCUUGGAGAGGGUCGAUUUGUUUUGUUGCAUUUGAGGGGUUAAAAUCUGCAUUGUGCCUUCUUGUGCAAUUUAUUGGGGUUUUGAUGCUUGUAGAUGUGAUGGUAUCAAACAAUGUGUAAAUUAGGGGAUGAGAAGAUGGUGGAAAGAGAGGAAAUGUGGAAGGCGGGGAUGAAAAAUGUGGGAGUUGAUAAGAUUGGGAGACCGAAUUUGGUGGUUUCUCGCGCUCCGAUGAUGCUGUGGAUUGUGAGGGGAGUGACAACAGUGUUGAUUUGGACUUUUGUUAUAAGAUUAUUGAUUAUGGGGGAGAUUAUGGGGCCUAAAUUGUUGAAGAGUUGGCCUUCUUGUUUUACUCCAACUACAUUGUAUACUAAUGAGGUUAAAUUAUCGAGUGUCGCUGUUCUUCCCAAAGAUUUUCAUCCUCCCAAGAGGAUUUACAAGAACAAUGGCUAUCUCUUGGUUUCUUGCAAUGGAGGACUCAAUCAGAUGCGAGGAGCAAUUUGCGAUAUGGUUGCUAUUGCAAGAUAUUUAAAUGUCACGCUAAUUGUCCCAGAACUGGAUAAAACUUCAUUUUGGGCAGAUCCAAGUGAGUUCAAGGACAUAUUUGAUGUGGACCAUUUCAUCACAUCCUUAAGAGAUGAAGUUCGUAUUUUGAAAGAGCUUCCGCCUCGACUAAAAAGAAGAGUUAAGCUUGGACUGUUCCACUCAUUGCCGCCUGUUAGUUGGUCUGACAUUUCCUACUAUCAUGAUCAGAUACUGCCCCUUCUUCAAAAGUAUAAAGUUGUGCAUUUAAAUAGAACAGAUGCUCGACUUGCUAAUAAUGGGCUACCAGUGGAGAUUCAGAAGUUGCGGUGCAGAGUUAAUUUUAGUGGUCUGAGAUUUACUUCCCAAAUAGAGGAACUGGGUAGAAAGGUUGUCACCAUCUUGAGGCAAAAUGGCCCUUUUGUAGUCCUCCAUCUAAGAUACGAGAUGGAUAUGUUAGCAUUCUCUGGCUGCAGCCACGGCUGCAACGUUGAAGAGGUGGAAGAGCUAACAAGAAUGAGGUAUGCCUACCCCUGGUGGAAGGAAAAAGUUAUAAAUUCAGACUUUAAAAGGAAAGAAGGUUUGUGUCCUCUGACACCUGAAGAAACUGCUCUAAUUUUAACUGCAUUGGGUAUCAACCAUGAUGUUCAAAUUUAUAUUGCUGCUGGAGAAAUUUAUGGUGGAAGUCGUAGAAUGGAAAGCUUGGCAGCCGCAUAUCCCAAUCUGGUUAGAAAGGAAAAGCUGCUACAACCUUCAGAAUUGAUGUAUUUCCAGAACCACUCAUCCCAAAUGGCUGCAUUAGACUAUCUUGUCUCCUUGGAGAGUGACAUAUUUGUGCCUACAUAUGACGGAAACAUGGCCAAAGUUGUUGAAGGACAUCGUAGAUAUCUAGGAUUCAAGAAGACCAUUGCACUGGAUAGAAAGCUUUUAAUUGAUUUGAUUGAUCAAUAUCAUAGUGGAUCGUUAAGCUGGGAUGAAUUCUCUUCAAUAGUCAAGGAAUCUCAUGCAGAUCGAAUGGGGACUGCAAGAAGGCGCUUAGUCUUGCCAGAUAAACCCAAGGAAGAAGAUUAUUUCUAUGCCAAUCCGCAUGAGUGUUUACAGCCUUUGGUUGAACCACUGGGACUCGCAUGAUUCUCACCUGUGCCAGUCUAGUGGUUAGUUUUGGUCAUAUACUGCUUGUGUAUACUAUGUACAUCUGACAGCCAUUGCUUGGGUCUUCUAUACACAUGUUUUACAAGUGGAUUGCGCACACCUUCAUCUGUUGAGUUAGGCUGGAUGAGCAAUUUGAGGCCUGUGUCUGAGUUCUUUUGGAGCACACUGACGUAAAUUCAAAGAUGAUUAUUCGUAGGAAUUCCUGAUAAUCAAAUUAUUGUACAGAUAAAAGAAAACUGCAUUGUUUCAAGGGGCGAAAUAUUUAGAAAUUAUGGAUCUUGUGAUCAUUAGAUCGAACUUUUUAAAUUUUUGAUAGCCUAAUCAGAUUAUAUAUAUAUUAUCACUUGAACU